UUGGCCAAUAAAUUUUAAACAUAUUUAUUGAUUCACUUACCAAAUUUCAACGAAAUCCGAGUUUUGGUCGCGCAUCGGAUUGACCCAUUUAUGGUUUCAGGUAGUUUCUCUAUUGCUUUUAAAAUUUCAAUACUGGUGGAGUUGUUCUCUACUGCGUUAAUAAAUUCUCUUAUGUCUUUUUCUUCUUUUUCUCCAUCCAGACGUAGAGCGUAUUUGUUGGUUUAGGCAACUAAGGCUUCGUAUGUAGUGAAAGGUUUGUAGCGGACUUUGUUUCUAAGAGUUUUGUCUAACCUUUAAAGAAAUUUUUGUCGCAGCAUUUGCAGUCGUGUUGUUUCAUCAGUUUUUGUGUCAUCUUCCCCCUUGGGGUAUCCAUGUUCAAAAAUAUUUUUGAGGCGGAAACCAUAAUCAAGAAUAGCUUCGCCUGGAUGUCGUUUUACUUCUUCAAGUUGGGUUUGGAAAAAGUCUUGAUUUUCGUUUCCAUGGAAACGUUCUUGUAGCAGCCGUUUUACUUCUUUAUAAUCUUGAGUGACGCUUUCUAGGAUAUUUUGUAGAAUAUCAUGAGCAGAGCCGGCCAUUUUGGUCACCAACAUAUUCAUUGUUUCUUUUUCGUUCCAGUUUGACAUAGCGACAAUAUUUUCGAACAGUUUAAUCCAGCGGUCAAAACGAGUUGAUGGUCCUCCUGUAAAAUUUUGAGGUUGGAUGAGCAUAGUUUGCGCGUGUUGUCCUUUUUGUAAUUCUUGCAGAUCUCCUAUCGGAAUGACAUUUGUCACCAAUGAAUACUGAAGUGGAUCCAUUUUUAUUGUUUGUUUUCUGUGGAAUUACUUGUUGUUUUCUGUUGGCGUCGUUUGCGCGACGGUUGGCACUGGCUGCUUUGUUUUGAUUGAAGUUGCGUUAAGUCUCCGCGUGGUGGUGUAUGUGGCGUUGUGUGGAAUUUGCUGGCUAUCUCGUUUAUCUUUAGUUUGUUUUGAUUUUUCUCCGCCAGAGGGUGGUUGUGUGAAUGCCUGCUGUACUGUGAGAAUGAGGCUGAGGCUUUCGCAGCUGCUUUGACUUGUACUGUGUUGUCGGAUGAUAACGUUGGCGUAAAAGUGCGCUGGUCUCCUCGUUUGAUGAGGACUUUUAGCUGCUGUGCCGUGAAUUGUACCGUGUUCAGUAUUGCUUCCGGAAGAUCCGCUAGGUUUUUCAGGUGUGAGAGGAGAUUUAAAACUAGUUGGUGGGUUAGGUCUGGAACGGCUGCAAGGUUGACUAGGCGCCGUAGUAGGGAUGGGAGUUGAAGAAAAUCGUUGAUGAAUGUCGUUGAGUGAGCCUGUGCAAAUUUUUCUACGAGGCCCAAGGAUAAGUGACGGAGAAUGCCGUGAGGAAUUGGAUGCUAUUUCUUCCUGCUGCUCUGAGUCUUCGCUGGAGUCAGCGUCUUGAUGAAGUGUAUGAAUGAAGUAACGAUUGGCUUCGUUAAAAAAUUUGAGGGUCGCUGUCUGAUUUUUUUAUGUAAGCUCCGUGUAGUCCAUCAAGCAAUCGACAAAGAUUUUGAUAAUUGUUGCUGACAACGGCCGUAAGGGGCGUGUGUGGUCUAACGGUUGAUUUAGAAGGGAGUGAAUUUCGUCUAGCAAGGGCAAUAGGUUGGGCAAUGGUUUUAACGGUUUCGGGUCUGAUUGUUGGAUAUAAUUGCUGAUUGAUUUUAAUUGCGCUAUCAGAUAAUUUUGUUCGUAAACCGGUAAAAUUUGUUUGGAUUGUAAGGCUUUCUUGAGUGCAAAUAGGGCUAGACGUAAAUGUUCUACAGGUAAUGGGGAAUGCGGUUGGUAAUUGACAGGGUUUGUUAUUGACGGCGCGUGCUUCACAUAUAUCUGUAGUAUCGACGCGUUGAUGUUCAUUUAAUGAGCUAAGCAAAGUGCUGUCAAAAUUAAAGUUGCUAGAAUUAUGUGAGGGUAAAGGUUCCUGAAUUAAAUUUAUUUAUUUCAGUGGCUGUCGGCUGAAUUGUAAAGGUUAUCGUAAGGUCAUUAACUACAGGUAGGGAGGAGGGGAGUUGUGGAGAGGAGCCCUGUAAUAAAGCGCGUGGUGGUUUUUCACUGUCACUUUCAAAAUCUGAAGUAGAUGGCGACUGCCGAAGCCAGUGAAUAGUGCGAGCAAGAAGUGAAGGACUAUUACUAGAUGCCUUAAUAUCUUGCCAUUUAAAAGAUUUUGGUUUCCUAAUAGUUUUAGAAUUUUUUAACCUAAGCUGUAAUAACUUAGUUGUUUUAAGGCUAACAGUUGAACGAGUGGAUCUCUUUUGGUGAGGAGAUGGCUCAGAUAAAUCAAGAUUUACUUUAGAGACAGGUGCAGAAGUAAGGUUAUCAAAGGUGGGCAAAAUAGGUUCAUAUCCGUGACGGACAGUACUCUUUAUUGGUUUACUAAAAAUUUUAGGCUUAGCACCCGUAUACAAUGACAUUGUGGAUAAGUUCAAAUACCGCUGCCACCAGAUGUAAAGGGAUCAUGAAUUUACUCAUUCUUCCCUUUACGGAAUAAUUAAAUUAAAAGCGGUUUAAAUAAAUAAAAAGGAGACGGCUGAUCCACAAUGCAAAUGUAUUGGUUACUAAGUCUAAGUCUACAAUUAUAAGUGAAAUGAGGUGUGACAUACCAAUUGGGAACAGUUGAACGAUGGGAGAGGGAAUACCUGGUUCACCGAAUUAAGUUAACUGAACUAAACUGGUACUUUAAACUGGGUCUCAGAGCUCGGUAGGAGCUGCAAGGUGCUCAAGAGGAACUAAAGGAAUUAACGAGCUAGACAGAGCUAACGGAACUGAGCUAUGAGAGAAAAGUCACGGCCUUUUAUAUGGAAAAGAUGCGGCCGUGACCUGAAUAAAGAAAACAAUAGGGAAAGAAGGCUCCGUGCAAAAGCCAUCCCCCGACUCGAGUUGACAGUUCUGUCAACUCACUUUACUCACACUUAUUAAAACUAUUUCUAUAUCUACGGUUAUUUAUGCAUUGUGAUCUUAAUCUAAAAAGGGGUUGAAUGUUCUGGCACGUGCGGUGCAGGUGCAUGAAUAUUCUAGGCGUGGGAACAGGUAAGAAGAUGUUCGAGGAGCUUCCGGCUAGACGAGAGUGCUCCCGUGUUAGUCAGCUGAUGUAAGAAUAUGUCUUCGGGCGGCGCAGGUGUCUUUUAGGGAGUCGAUGGGAAAAAGGUCUAUUCUGUUGCUGCUUGCAGUCUUAUGGUAGGUUCAAGUGGAGGCUGUGUGACGAGGGAUGUGGGGGAGAUGAAUUGGAGAAGCCAUGCUUGCAGAAUGGAAAUUCUGUUACACAAAGAUGGGGCAUCAAUCUUGGAACGGACAAAAAGGGACAGAAAGAAUAGUCUUUUGAAACCUUCUUCGCACUUGUUUUGCUGCAUGCAGAGGAAGUGGCACACUAAUUACCUGUGUCCCAGCGAGGAAGAACUGGAGGAGCUAUACUGUUUGUCACUAGGAAUCAAGUCAAUAAAAUACUACAAAGAAUGGAGCAGCAAGGUCUUAUCUUCUGAAUUAGAGAAGAUUUUCCAAGAGCUGUCAAUCUGUGAAGGUUAUUGCCUGUGCAUGAAGAGUGGGAAAUUUUUGAAACUGGUACAGAGUACUGUCCCCGAUUGCAAGUCACUUAAGGGAAUUUUCCCUAAGAUGAUUUACCUCAUUCCCAUGCAAAGUAAUCUAAUAGGAAGGCCAGAUCCCAAUGUAAAGAUUUCAACAAUUCAAUGCAAAGAAUGUGGCAAACUCGUGAACAGAGUUCAUUUCCUUACUCACCUUGCUGAUUUAUGUUAUGAUGAAACUCCAUUGAAGGAUGGGAUUAAAUACGGUCGUCCUGUUGUAAGUGACGAGACAAAAAGUUUGUCGCCAAUCAUAGACGGAAACGAGAUUAGUAAUGGUGAUGGAGAGGUAGAAAUUGUAACCCCCAAAACAAAUUUGAGGCGUCAUGGAUCUCAAUUAUCUCUACCUACAUCAGAUACCGGUGAUGUCAAUGCGUCUCACGUUGAGGAAGCCUUGGUUACAAAAAGAAACCUCUCGCCGGAAGGAAAAAAUAACCAUCACUGGGAAAAUAGUAGGUCUCCAUCUGUAAAAAGCCGCUCUCAACACGAAAGCAUCCCACGAUACUGUAGCCGUUCUCGUCGCCGUAGCCAUUCCCGUCACCGUAGCCGUUCUAGUCACCGUAGUCGUUCUCCAUACCGAAGCCGCUCUCACUACCGCAGCCGUUCUAAUCGACGUAGCUGUUCUCCAUAAGGAAGCCGCUCUCACUACCGCAGCCCUUCUCCAUAAGGAAGCCGCUCUCACUACCGCAGCCGUUCUAAUCGACGUAACCGUUCUCCAUAUGGAAGCUGCUCUCGUUACCAUUGCCGCAGUCGGUCUCCAUACGGAAACCGCGCUAGUUACCGUAGCCGUUCUCCAUGCAGAAGCCGCUCUCGACACGACAGCUAUUCUCGUCACUUAAGUCGUUCCCCAUACCGUAGUCGUUCUCUAUACGGAAGCCCCUUUCUAUACGGUAACCGUUUUCCACACCGAAGAAGCAACUCUCGAUGCGAAAGGAGCCCUUCGUCAAGAAACAGAAAUAAUAAUGGCUUCGAGAAUAUUGUAUCUCUUUCACCAAAAGUGCACUCAGAAUCCCAAAAACGCCUCUCGCCGGAGAAAAAACAAAGUACCGACUGCGUUAUAGAAGAAUACAUCGCGGAACGUGAAUACUCCAGUUUAGAAGAAGUACAAAGCUACCUCACAGUGAGUAGUGGGGAAAUGGUUACGGAGAUUGUUUUCCAAGAUAUUAACAAAACAUUGUCUCCAACGAGCGGCAAUGUAACAGUGAAUGGUCGCCAUAAGUUUACUGAUCCCAUUAUUCCGCUGCCACUUCCGAUACUUACCGUAAACUGUUCAUCUCCGGAACUCGAAAAAUUUUUUGACAUCCAAGAUACGCCAUAUGAUUACGCCUUAAAAAUAAAAAUACAGUUUUAUUUUAUUUUA
This is a messenger RNA of Daphnia magna, 4940 nucleotides long. RefSeq lists its product as uncharacterized. Bases 3180 to 4211 code for a protein of 343 amino acids. The transcript has 5 exons. Lineage: Eukaryota; Metazoa; Arthropoda; Branchiopoda; Diplostraca; Daphniidae. The record is from RefSeq and is a predicted model, not a curated record.